UCAAAACUAAUUGUCUGUAUAUUAAUAAUAAUAAUAUAUGAGAGUCAUUGUAAGCUGUUAAUGUUAAACUUGUCAUUUAUUGAUUGGAGUAUAAAAAGUAAACAUUGAUUAGUUUGUGUUUCUCAUCAGCUGAAAGUAUAAAAUUGUCUCCAUGGUUUUGAAUGCGAUCAAUUUGAUUACUCCUUUUAUUUUACGUUCCUUUUAGAUUGUUUUUCUUUUAAUCAUUAAUUCAUUUAAUUAUUGUUCAAUUGUUCUCACUCCACAAUCGUAAAAACAACUUACUGUCUAACAAAUAAUCUUCCUUAAUCAAAGACAAACUCUUUUCUUUAAUGGAAACAUCAAUUACUACUGUUAACAUGAUCAAUUCUAAUAUCGUUUGGACCGCCGUUGAGUUAACCAAGUCACUUGGAACUAAAUUGCUCGAAGGGUGUGAUUAUAUUGGUGAAAAAUUGGCCUUUUGGUUUGGUAUCACUAGGCCUAAAUACGAGGCUGAGAUUCGUGAAUAUUAUUGGAUGAAGGAACAGGAGAAGAAGAAGAAAUCAAUUGAAGCCGAGGAAUUUGCUGGAUGGAAAUCUGAUGGUGAUUAUGUUGAUUCUCGAGACUCAGUUGAAUUGAUUAGAAAAGAUUUAGUGUAACUUUCACCUGAAACAAGAUGACUUUAGGUCAUCAGGAUGGUACCAAUCUCAUUUCGUCCAUUAAUUGUGCUUAAUUUACACUCCAAUCCAUCAAUUUACAAGCUCUAAUCAAGUGCUUUCCAAAAACCAGCUCAAUAUACUUUGCAUUCAUUUUUAACUCAAAUUAUUCACAACCAAUUUAACUAACAAUCAACUAUCAUUUCGAAUGGUUUUAUAGUUGGUUCAUCAACUAGUUAAAAUGACCAAUCAUCAAUUUGAAAUGUAUUUUAUACUAAUCAAUUAUUGUGCUUCAA
Messenger RNA from Panonychus citri (citrus red mite), 928 nucleotides. RefSeq names its product protein FAM177A1-like. Lineage: Eukaryota; Metazoa; Arthropoda; Arachnida; Trombidiformes; Tetranychidae. The transcript is spliced from 3 exons. The coding region runs from base 330 to 635 and encodes 101 amino acids. The record is from RefSeq and is a predicted model, not a curated record.